Phlebotomus papatasi is the source of this 1039-nucleotide messenger RNA. RefSeq lists its product as uncharacterized. Gene Ontology annotation, molecular function: protein binding. The transcript has 2 exons. The coding region runs from base 13 to 924 and encodes 303 amino acids. NCBI's taxonomy places the organism in Eukaryota, Metazoa, Arthropoda, Insecta, Diptera, Psychodidae. The record is from RefSeq and is a predicted model, not a curated record.
GUUCUUACAAAUAUGGCAUCUACAUCUGAGCAAGCCGCAGGGUCUGUGAAUCGUGCGGAAUUUGGCAAGAAUCCCGAUGUAACAUUUGUCUUUCCAAAUAGCGGAGGAGCCAUCUUGCUGGCCGAGAAGCUAAAACUUGCUAGUAAGAGCGAUGUGUUCAAGAAUCAAUUUACUUGCGAUACAAAUGAUAAGGAUGGAGCUCAAAUUGCUAUCACGGACAUAUCCUUUGAUACCUUCAACAAAAUGGUUAUGAAUAUUUAUGAAAAGAGAAUUGUUGUAUAUGAAGGCAAUUACCUGGAAAUUCUCUAUGCUGCUAGGAAGUAUUUUGUGAAUAGUUUGACCACUAUCGUCAUAAAAUUCAUCAAAAGCUUCCUAAAUGACAACAAUUUAGCUGACCAAUAUGAAUUUAUCGAAAAGUUCCAUCUGAAAAUUCUGAAUGAUCAUGUUUAUAAGCUUUGCAUAUCAUUCCCAAUUAAAAUUAUUGGUCAACUCACAAAUUCCGUGAGCCACAAGCAGAUUUUGCGUAUGAUCCUUGAGUCUCCGACACUCGGCUGUUCUUCGGAAUAUGAGUUGUAUGAGGCUGUGGUUAAUAUGUUGAAGAAGAACACUACGGACAUUACAAAUGCGACUUAUACCGGUGAAGACUUCAGAAAAGAACUUGGGAAAAUGGUUAAUCUCAUUCGUUUUCCGUGUAUGUCUGUGAAUGAAUUGGUUUUAUGCGGAAGAAUCCCAUCUCUACUGACUACCAGACAAUUAAUUGAUUGUCUGCUGUGGGUGCAGGAAGAAGAAUUUACAGAUACAUUGCAGGAUUUCUCAACUAAUAAAAGAAUGUUUUUUAAAAUUAAUAAUAAGCUUCAUUACCAGAUGUGCCAGACUUGUCGUGGAACCAAAAUUCUCUGUAUGGUCUGUAAGAAAUAUUUCUAGACAUUUUUCACGCUAAUAUGACUUUCAAAAUAAUUCAACUUUCUUAUUUGAAAUAAAAUGAAAACUUUUUUAUACCAAUUUUAUGAGAAAUAAAACAAGUGAAACAUAAAACAUA